This is a messenger RNA of Dissoconium aciculare CBS 342.82, 1353 nucleotides long. RefSeq names its product TFIIH basal transcription factor complex, subunit SSL1. The record is from RefSeq and is a predicted model, not a curated record. Gene Ontology annotation, cellular component: transcription factor TFIIH core complex; transcription factor TFIIH holo complex. Gene Ontology annotation, biological process: DNA-templated transcription; nucleotide-excision repair; regulation of transcription by RNA polymerase II. The transcript has 2 exons. Bases 1 to 1353 code for a protein of 450 amino acids. NCBI's taxonomy places the organism in Eukaryota, Fungi, Ascomycota, Dothideomycetes, Mycosphaerellales, Dissoconiaceae. Gene Ontology annotation, molecular function: zinc ion binding.
AUGGAUUAUGAUGACCAUGACGAUGGAAAUGGUGGAGCCAAUGCGUCUGGAAAUCAGUCCGGUCGUGGCCCUGCGUCACGUUCUCGUGGGCGUGCUCAAGCAAAAUGGGAGGCAAUGGCAUCAAGGACUUGGGACGUCAAGGAUGGUGUAGACGGCGCACUCGAGAGUGUGCUGGGUGGCAUUGAAGAAGCUGCCAAAAGAAAAAGAUUGCUCAAGGAUACGACACCAUUGCAGCGAGGCAUCAUCAGGCAUACCUUUCUUGUUCUCGACCUAUCUACCGCAAUGGCAGAAAAAGACCUGCGUCCGACUAGGCUCAUACUUACGAUCAAUUAUACAAUCACUUUCAUACGCGAGUAUUUUGAGCAGAAUCCUAUUUCUCAACUGGGCAUCCUCGGAAUGCGCGAAGGCAUUGCAAUUUCUGUUAGUACCAUGUCGGGAAAUCCCACCGACCACAUUAACGCUGUGAAAGCUCUUCGCGGAACAGAACCCAAAGGCAACCCGUCAUUACAGAACACACUGAACAUGGCACGAGCAGCUUUACAUCAUACGCCAUCUCAUGGCACGCGGGAGGUGGUAAUAAUCCUUGGUGCACUUUUGACUUCAGAUCCAGGAGAUAUUCACGACACAAUCAAGGCCUGCAUCAAGGACCGAAUCCGUGUGAAUAUAAUUGGCUUGGCCGCACAAAUGCAUAUCUGUGCUGAGAUCUGUCGGAAGACCAAUGCUGGAGACACCAACUGCUACAAUGUCGCAACCGACGAAGUUGACUUUAGACAGCUUUUGAUGGCUAUCACGACACCCCCGGUGGUCCGCGCAUCUGAUGCUGAAACCAGGAAUUUCAACCAAGCAGCUUUGUUGAUGAUGGGGUUUCCAUCUCGGGUUGUGGAGGAGCGACCAACCCUUUGCGCAUGUCACGGCAAACUGACGCUCGGCGGCUACCUCUGCAGCAGAUGCGAGGCCAAGGUCUGUGGUCUGCCAGCGACAUGCCCGACGUGCGAUCUGACUCUAAUUCUUUCGACACAUCUGGCACGAUCGUACCACCACCUCUUUCCCCUUCGCAAUUGGGUUGAGGUAUCAUGGUCGCGGGCAAGGCAACGGGGCAGUCUCCGAUGUUAUGGAUGUCAAUCGCCCUUCCCGGCUAUCCCGCAAUCACAGGCUAAUCCCAAUCGCACAACCAACGGAAACGGAGAGGCUGUACAGAAGCGGGCAGAAGGCGCUUCGGAGUCGAGUCGCUACGAGUGUGAAUCCUGCCAAAACCAUUUCUGCAUUGACUGCGACGUCUUCAGUCACGAAGUCGUGCACAACUGCCCGGGCUGUCAGAGUAGCGCAAAUCUGCCGGGCUCGGAAAGUACCUGA